This is a messenger RNA of Lathyrus oleraceus (garden pea), 494 nucleotides long. RefSeq names its product MLO-like protein 1. Gene Ontology annotation, cellular component: membrane. Gene Ontology annotation, biological process: defense response. Lineage: Eukaryota; Viridiplantae; Streptophyta; Magnoliopsida; Fabales; Fabaceae. The record is from RefSeq and is a predicted model, not a curated record. Bases 149 to 379 code for a protein of 76 amino acids. The transcript is spliced from 4 exons.
ACUUUUUAGACAAUCUAAUCUAAGUGAGUGCGUGUGCCGUGUUUUUAUUUUUACUAAUCUUUUAAACUUCUUUCAGCAAUCCUUUUUCAAGCAGUUUUAUGGUUCUGUGACAAAAUCAGACUAUGUGACAUUAAGACUCGGGUUCAUUAUGACUCACUGUAAGACAAACCCAAAGUUUGAUUUUCACAAGUACAUGAUCCGUGCCCUUGAAGAUGAUUUCAAGAUAGUUGUUGGCAUAAGUUGGUAUCUUUGGCUCUUUGUGGUCAUCUUCUUGUUGUUAAAUAUCAAUGGUUGGCAUACAUAUUUCUGGAUUGCUUUCAUUCCAGUUAUUGUAAGCACCUUAAUAAAACUUUUACCCUUUUAUUGUUCAUUUUCAUGACCACACAUUUAGUUUACUCAGCUUCCAAUUAUUUUUCUCUAUAGCUUUUCCAAUUAUUAUUUUACUCUUGGUAAUAGAAGAGUCAUAUGCUUUUGCUAGUGUUGCCCUUUCUAUC